This is a messenger RNA of Castor canadensis (American beaver), 2278 nucleotides long. It is a transcript of the gene Fcrl3, whose product is annotated as Fc receptor like 3. Gene Ontology annotation, molecular function: transmembrane signaling receptor activity. The record is from RefSeq and is a predicted model, not a curated record. Gene Ontology annotation, biological process: cell surface receptor signaling pathway; immune response. Gene Ontology annotation, cellular component: external side of plasma membrane. NCBI's taxonomy places the organism in Eukaryota, Metazoa, Chordata, Mammalia, Rodentia, Castoridae.
UCCUAAGUUUUACUUCUGCUUUUCUAACUUUUGCAGGUCUUAAUUGAGCGACAGCCUCCCAUCUUUGGAGAUAAGCCUAACUUUUGGUGAGACAAACAUGCACUGCAGUCAUCCAGGCUGGGUCCUCAUGUUCUUAUGCCUGUUGCUGCUGAUCCUGGCUCCUGGGCAUGAACACUCAGGAGUACCAUCAAAAGCUGUAAUUCUGCUUGAUCCUCCAUGGUCUGCAGCCUUUAAAGGAGAAACUGUGACUCUUACUUGCAUGAAUUUCCAUUCACCAGCCCAGGGAGACACAACUUGGUAUCAUGGAAAGGAUUUGUUGAAAGUAACAUCUAGAAAUAUAAGAAUGGAAGAGUCUGGGUAUUACCAAUGCAAGACUCAAAGAUCCUCCUUCAGUGACCCUGUGCUUGUCGAAUUUUCAUCUGACCAGCUGAUCCUUCAGGCUCCACACCCUGUCUUUGAAGGAGAUACCAUAUCUCUGAAAUGCCGAGGGAAAGAAGAGAAGAAAACAAGUGAUAAGAUUUACUACAAAAAUGGAAAAAAACUUAAGAAUAGCUAUAACACAGACUCAGUCACAUUAAAGUCAGUCUCUAGGGAUAAUAGUGAAUAUCACUGUACUGCUUCUAUUGAGUUUUUAAGCAUUUUUUCACGGACAAUAACUUCAAAGCCUCUAAAGAUACAAGUUCAAGAGUUGUUUCUACCUCCUGUGCUGACAGCCACCCCCUCCCAACCCACUGAGGGAGGCCCGGUGACCCUGACUUGUGAGACUCAGCUCCCUCCACAGAAGUCAAAUGUCCAGCUCCAGUUCUGCUUCUUCAGAGAUGGUCAGAUUCUGGGAUCAGGCUGCAGCAGCUCCCUAGAACUCCAAAUCCCCACCAUGUGGAGGAAAGACUCGGGGUCCUACUGGUGCAUGGCAGAAGCAAUGGCUUACAGAAUCUCAAAGAAUAGCUCAAGGUCCCAGAUCCAUGUACAGAGAAUCCCUGUGUCUGAGGUGAUUCUAGAAACCAAGCCCCCAGGGGGACAGCUGAUUGAAGGAGAAAAUCUGGUCCUUAUCUGCUCAGUAGCCAAGGGCACAGGGACUAUCACAUUCUCCUGGCAUAAAGAGGGAACACGAAAUCUUGGCAGAAAGACCCAGCACUCCCUGUUGGCAGAGCUGCAGAUACCCACUGUGAAGAUGCAUGAUGCUGGGAGAUACUACUGUGCAGCUGACAACAAUUAUGGCCCCAUUAUCAGCAAGUGGAUUAGAGUCACUGUCAGAAGUCCAGUGUCCCACCCUGUUCUCACUCUCAAGGCUCCAAGGGCCCAGGCUGUGGUGGGAGAUAUGGUGGAACUUCACUGCAAGGCCCUGAGAGGCUCUCCCCCAAUCCUAUACCGGUUUUAUCAUGAGGAUGUGAUCAUGGGGAAUAGCUCAGCCCCUUCCGGAGGAGGAGUGUCCUUCAACUUCUCUCUGACUGUAGAUCAUUCUGGAAACUAUUCCUGUGAUGCUAACAAUGGACUGGGGUCCCAGCAUAGUCACAGAGUGAGUCUCAAGGUCAUAGUUCCAGUGUCUCACCCUGUCCUCACCCUCAGGCCCCCAGCAGCCCAAACUAAAGUGGGGGAUGUGGUGGAACUUCACUGUGAGGCCUUGGGAGGCUCUCCUCCCAUUAUGUACCAGUUUUAUCAUGAAGACAUCACCCUGGGGAACAGCUUGGCCCCCUCAGGAGGAGGAGCAUCCUUCAAACUCUUUCUCCCAACAGAGCUUGUUGGAAACUACUCCUGUGAUGCUGACAAUGGCCUGGGGGCUCAGCACAGUGAGGUGAUGGCAUUCAACAUCACAGGGACGCCCAGGAACAGAACCACACUUGUCACUGCAGGAAUCACUGUGGGAUUGCUCAGCUUUCUUGGCUUUGCCAUUGCUGCCCUUCUGUUAUAUCACUUCUGGACCCAAAGGAAAUCAGGAGGACUUUCUGCUGCUGGAACACCUAGUGCCAAUGACUGUCAGGAGCCUUCGUUGUCCAGAUCAUGUAUUACCAACCCCCAGGAGUCCUCCCACUCUGAGACGUUAGCCCUAAUGGAGCUGCAGCCAGUGUACAACGUAAAUCCUGAAGAGAGCCACGUGGUCUAUUCCCAGAUUAGGAACACGCGGCAUACAAAAGAAAAUUCAGCAAAUUCAGCAAGGAUGCAUCAGAAAGAUAAGGAACCUGUAGUCAUUUAUUCAGAGUUGAAGAAGGUGUACGUCAAUGACAGCAGUAGAGGCACUGACCAUGAAGAUGCUACAGGAAACUAUGAGAAUGUUCCAUGA